AGCAUCAGCAGUCUCCGGGUAGAAUACAGAUUCACAGGUUGCGCUUCUGAGGUUAUUAAUUUGUGGUAAAUUUCGUUUCAUGGUAAAACGGUCGGUAAAACAAAACCAAAUGUAGCAUUUCAAUAAGUCUAGUUUCACUUGCUUGACGUCAUGACCUCCACUCUCUCUGGCUAUAGGGCACUGACAAUAUCAAUCAAACUAACAAGGUCUUCAGGACAGACAGAAAACUUUGUUGUUCAUUAAAAGUACUACAGCGAAAUAACUGCUAUUCAAGACGAAAAUGUCAGAUUCUUUUCUAGUAGUUGCUAUAGACUUUGGUACAGCGUUCAGCGGGUAUUGCUUCUGUGUAAAGUCGUGUAUGGAUAAUAUCAGGUCUGUAUUUUGGGGCAUGGAGCAAGGACACAGAUCCCCUAAAACACCAACCUGUAUUCUGUUUAAUGAAGAGAAACGUUUCAUGAAGUUUGGUUAUGAUGCAGUGCAGACUUAUAACAGGAUGACUUCAAAGGAUGCCUUACGUUUCUGUUUUUUUGAAAAUUUCAAGAUGGAAUUGUACAAUAAGACAAUCAACAAAAAUAUUAUGAUCUGUGCAAAAAAUGGAGAGCCUUUUCCUGCCCUGAAAGUGUUCACAGAAAGCCUGCGCUACCUGAAGGAUCACGCCUUGGACACCAUUAGAGAUUCAACCGAUGGGAGGGAAUUCAUUGCCUCGGAUGUGACCUGGGUGCUGACAGUACCGGCUAUCUGGGACUCUGCAGCCAAACAGUUCAUGAGGCUGGCUGCCACAGAGGCAGGACUGGUAGAGGAGAUGGGUUCAGAGAACCUGGUUCUGGCCCUGGAGCCUGAGGCUGCUUCAGUGUGGUGCAAACAGCUGCCCAGCACUGGCUUUGUACAAGAAGGAGAAGAUCAAGAAAAACUAGAACAGAGUCCAGGAACACAGUAUAUUGUUGUUGAUUGUGGAGGUGGAACAGUAGAUAUCACUGUGCAUGAGGUCCUGGAAGGUGGGUCCCUGAAAGAGCUGCAGAAAGCAUCAGGAGGGGGGUGGGGAGGGUCGUCUGUAGACAAAGAAUUCAGAAGUUUCCUCAGGGACAUUUUCCACCCAGAUGUGUGGGACAGGUAUGAGAAGGAACAUCCUGCAGAACUUCAAAAAAUGAUGUACAACUUUUCCUUUCAAAAAUGUGUUGGAAAGGAAGAGGAUAUAUACAUUUCAUGUCACUACAAUUUGAGCAAAUUAGCACAAGACAAACAGGAUGAUAUAUCUUGCUUUUUUAAAAAGGUAGAUGGAGCCUCUUGGUCAGAUGGAUCUAUCAAAAUUACAUACAACAAACUCAAGACGCUUUUUAAAUCCAGUGUAAACCAUAUAGUUAAGGCAAUCAAGCCUAUCCUGUCCACUCCAGAGAUUAGUAUAGACUACAUCUUGCUUGUUGGCGGGUACGCAUCAAGCAGGUUACUACGAGAUGAAAUCCGAAAAAAGUUCAGUAGCAGGUGCCGUGUCCUGUGCCCCUAUGAUUCACAGCUAGCCAUUGCUAAAGGAGCAAUUUUGUUUGGAAAUGACCCCAAAAUAAUCGCAUCUAGAGUCAGUGCGCUGACAUAUGGCAUUGCUAUAGGUAGGCCGUUUGAUCCUUCAGUCCAUGAUCAUAGAAAGCGGAGAGUGAAUAAAGCGGGUGAUUAUGUUUACUGUGACGAUCUUUUUGAAAAACUGGUGGAAAAGGGUCAAUCUGUGGGCUGUCAGCAAGUUGCUGAGUAUUUCUAUUCACCAAUUGACCAUGAUCAGAACGCAAUGUGCUUCAGAUUUUUCAGUACAGAGAAGCUGAAUGCCAUGUACGUGGACGAGCCUGGAUUGGAGAAAAUCGGGUCCUUUACUGUGCCCAUGCCAAAUGUCAGGCUGGGAAGGAACCGGAACGUUAGACUGGAUAUCAAAUUUGGUUUAACUGAAAUACAAGCAACAGCAACUGACCUGACCUCCAACGAGACUCAAGCAAUCAGGAUAGACUUUUUGACAAUUUGAAAAGCAGUUCAUGAAAUCACCAAAAAAUUACAAUUUUUAUUACAAGCAAUGUAAUUUAUAAAUACUAAAAGAAACUUAAAUUCAAUGAGAAACAUUUUCAUUGAAAAGCCAUUGGAAACACUGAAAAUUAGGCUUAUGUUGUUUUAUCUCAGAUUUUUUUUAUUAUUAUUCAGCUAUUACAUUACAGUCAUUUAUUAAAUAUAGUUUUGUAGCAGUAACAAUGCAUGCCCAUUCUGAUAUGCUAACCUGCACGUACUGUGGGUGUAUGUCUAGUUGAUGCUGGUGAUAUACUCUCCAAAUAGCUUUUCAUUUACAGUAGUAGUGCGGUGCAUGUUGCUGACAAAUGGGUAUAUCUAGUUUUGCAACAGUAGUGUAUGCGGUUUUCAAACAGCUUUGAAAAUAGUUAGCUAGGCCAUUCUUACUGAAUAAGAAACAUUGCUGUUAGUGUUUUUUAUUUAUUUAAAGAGUAUUUAAGUUGGUGAGAUUCUCUUCUAAUUAGAACGAAAUUCUGAUUUUGUAAAUAGGAUUUCAAAAUAAAUGCUGUUUAACUUGAUUUAUUUGCAAUAUGGUGUAAGUUUAUACAGCAAUAUACUGAUUUUAGAAAAACAGUAGCCUAACUGCCUAUAUGACCGUCUUGUUUCAGUGCAUAAAUACGUGCCAUGUGGAAAAUAUGAAAA
Molecule: messenger RNA, 2679 nt
Organism: Acipenser ruthenus (sterlet)
Lineage: Eukaryota; Metazoa; Chordata; Actinopteri; Acipenseriformes; Acipenseridae
Product: heat shock 70 kDa protein 12A-like
Exons: 4
Coding region: 281-2002 (573 amino acids)
Molecular function (GO): ATP binding; ATP-dependent protein folding chaperone
Source: RefSeq, a predicted model, not a curated record